AUGACCAAUGAAAUCACCCACUUUGCGACCAUUAUCACUCCAGAGGGCCAUUUUGAUAAUUCUGAUGGUGCACCGUGGCAGUGCGUCCUCCUUACAAUGUGUUUUUCAGGCAGGCUCCCAAGGCAGACAAUUCAGCGAACAAAAAUUCCUGUCCAUAUUUCAGUUGCUAUUGCUGAAGAAUAUGGGCCAUUUACCUCCCUGGUUAUGGAAGCUAUAUCAGUGGAUCUUUGCUCUACUCGUUCGAAUUCACCAUUAAUGGAUGAUUCAACUCCCAGUCAAGCCAACAACAAUACUUCCCCCCAAGAGGAUGUCAGUAUCCCAUUUCUCCCACUUCGAGGAACCUUCGACUAUGCUAAUCCGAUGGAAUGGGCCGUGCUAUCGAAGGAUAUCGAAGGAUGGUUGGUGACCGAAGUAGAUAACAGGUCUCAAUUAUGGACAUGGGGAUGUGAUGCUUUCUGGCUCACAUUUGUCGCAGCAUACCCUUUAUUUCCCAGAGGCAAAUGGCCAAUGUGGGACCCUCGCGUUCCUUUGGAGGGGACAUUUAUUCAGGAGUGGUUGGGAUGGUCGAGUGAUAUUGACGCCAUGCAACUACGGGGGAAUCAUUCUCUCCUGACUCUACUCAGUGUACUGUGGGCCAAAUUCAACAAACAUACUGCGCUCUUUUACCCUUUCCCUCUCCUUGCUGUCGACCGACUCUAG
Molecule: messenger RNA, 699 nt
Organism: Suillus subalutaceus
Lineage: Eukaryota; Fungi; Basidiomycota; Agaricomycetes; Boletales; Suillaceae
Exons: 3
Coding region: 1-699 (232 amino acids)
Source: RefSeq, a predicted model, not a curated record